Botrytis byssoidea is the source of this 645-nucleotide messenger RNA. RefSeq lists its product as uncharacterized. Lineage: Eukaryota; Fungi; Ascomycota; Leotiomycetes; Helotiales; Sclerotiniaceae. Gene Ontology annotation, cellular component: endoplasmic reticulum. The transcript is spliced from 3 exons. Gene Ontology annotation, biological process: ergosterol biosynthetic process. The record is from RefSeq and is a predicted model, not a curated record. Bases 1 to 645 code for a protein of 214 amino acids.
AUGAAGCUCCUCACCUACGGAGCCAUCUUUGGUCUCCUCACUGCCCUCUACUACUUCUUAGAUGCACGUCUUGAGUCCUUUUACAUCUUUACACCGACUCAACUUCAUGAUCUCUCCCAGCGCGCCAUUGGUGCUCAUGGUAAUGACACCGCUCAGGUUGUGAAGUUCAUUGUGGAUGAAUUGAGUGAGAAGCACCCCGGUGGCUACAUCAAUUUGGAUCAGGAAUGGAUUUUCAAUAAUGCUGGCGGGGCUAUGGGUGCUAUGUAUAUUAUUCAUGCUAGUAUUACGGAAUAUUUGAUUAUCUUUGGAACAACAAUCGGUACUGAAGGACAUACCGGCCGUCAUACAGCCGAUGACUAUUUCCACAUCAUUCACGGAACUCAACUCGCCUAUACCCCUGGUGACUUCGAACCUGAAGUCUAUCCCCAAGGAAGUGUUCACCAUCUUCGUCGUGGUACUGUUAAGCAGUAUAAGAUGGAUGCGGCUUGUUUCGCUCUCGAGUAUGCUAGAGGUUGGAUCCCACCUAUGUUGGGUUUUGGAUUUGCCGAUGGUCUUACCAGUACUUUGGACUUCCCAACUUUGUGGAGAACAACUUGGGUCACUGGUAGAGAAAUGGUUUUGAACCUCGCCAGAUUCAAGCUGUGA